This is a messenger RNA of Pungitius pungitius (ninespine stickleback), 1169 nucleotides long. It is a transcript of the gene nkiras1, whose product is annotated as NFKB inhibitor interacting Ras-like 1. Gene Ontology annotation, molecular function: GTP binding; GTPase activity; GTPase activating protein binding. The record is from RefSeq and is a predicted model, not a curated record. The transcript has 4 exons. Lineage: Eukaryota; Metazoa; Chordata; Actinopteri; Perciformes; Gasterosteidae. The coding region runs from base 158 to 733 and encodes 191 amino acids. Gene Ontology annotation, biological process: canonical NF-kappaB signal transduction; Ral protein signal transduction.
UGUGAUAUGAUUACACAGGUGAAUGGAAUACAGUCGCGCAUGCGCAUUGGCCAAAACAACUCUCAUCGUUUGCAGAGCAGAGUGGAUGCGCUGGCUAUGAUGCUGCGUUUAAAGACUUGAUAGACGGCAAGUUAUCCUCUGCAAAUUCAAGCUCGCAAUGGGAAAAGGCUGUAAAGUUGUGGUGUGUGGCCAAGCAGCAGUUGGGAAAACGGCCAUUCUGGAACAUUUGCUGUACGGGAAUCACUCUGUAGGUUCUGAAUCCAGCGAGACGCAGGAGGACGUGUACGUGGCCUCGGUGGAGACGGACCGCGGUGUGAAGGAGCAGCUGAGGCUUUAUGACACCAAAGGCCUCCACGAUGGGCAAGACCUCCCCAAACACUACUACUCGGUGGCGGACGGCUUCGUGCUCGUCUACAGCGUCGACAGCUCCGAGUCCUUCAAGAAGGUCGACACGCUGAAGAAGGAAAUAGACAAGUCCAGAGAUAAAAAAGAGGUGACGGUCAUCGUGCUGGGGAACAAGACGGACCUGCGGGAGCGGCGUCAGGUGGAGCAGGAGGCGGCGCAGCAGUGGGCGCGGGGCGAGAAGGUGAAGCUGUGGGAGGUGAGCGUCACCGAGCGCAACACCCUCAUCGAGCCCUUCACCCAGCUGACCAGCCGCCUCACGCAGCCCCAGAGCAAGUCGGCCUUCCCGCUGCCCGGGCGCAAGAGCAAAGGCGCGUCCAACGACAUCUGAAACUCCCGGGGGCCUCGCCACGCACGUCCCCACGAGUGCGGCCUCGUCCCCCCCCCGUCCAGUCCAUCUGGUGUCUCCCGUGUGGCCUGGCAGCAAUAAUAUUCACGGUGCUGCUGCCUCUACUUGUGAUGUAAAAGGUGAUGCGCGUCCAGCCCGUGGGAUCCAAUAGCGCUGCAACUUAGAACCGUAGAAGCAUCUCGUCUAGAGGAUAUUUAUUUUCUAACUAAUUUAUUUUUUGUCACUUUAAUGAGCCACAUUUCUUGGCAUUUCUUGAAAAAUGUCCAGCAAUGUUUUCUGAGUCCUCAAUGUCCCAAAGUAAUAACACUUAAUGUGCUGCUAGUAGAACAGAGAUUGAGGGACUGUAAUUGUGCAAAUCCUUAAGGAUUCCCUGCUCUGUAACCGUCUUAAGAUUCACUGAAUAAAAACGUAAGCUCUU